UGCAGAAACGUAGAUCCAGGAAGCCGUCCGUGCUUGCAUCCUAUCGUGUAACCUUAUGGCUCUGGGUUUGUCGCGUCGCUUCGUCUCCGCCGUGGCCGGUGGAAAUGUGGCCGAUCCUGGAAGAAAAGCACCGUCCGAGCAUCUGUCAGCGUUUUCGUAAUCUUUUCUCACGCAGACCCGGGGCAUCAUCGUUCAAACUUUCAAAAUGAGGAUCUUCUUGUCUCUGCUGAAAAACAGCAACCCCAAAAUCGAGUAUUACUCCAGAUUUUCACCGUCUCCGCUCUCCAUCAAGCAGUUUUUGGAUUUUGGCAGGGACAAUGCAUGUGAGAAAACGUCCUUCAUGUUCCUGCGUAAGGAGCUGCCCGUGCGGCUGGCCAACACCAUGAGAGAGGUCAACCUCCUCCCUGAUAAACUGCUUAGCCAGCCCUCUGUCAAACUAGUGCAGAAAUGGUACAUGCAGAGCUUUGUGGAGCUGCUGGAUUAUGAGAACAGAAAGCCAGAGGACCCGCAUACUCUGAACGAUUUCCUGGAGCUCCUGAUAGAGAUCCGCAACCGCCACAACGACGUGGUUCCCACCAUGGCUCAGGGGGUCAUCGAGUACAAGGAGAAGUUCGGCUUUGACCCGUUCAUCAGCAGCAACGUCCAGUAUUUCCUCGACCGCUUUUACACCAACCGCAUCUCUUUCCGCAUGCUCAUCAACCAGCACACACUCCUCUUUGGUAACGAUACCAACCCAGCACAUCCAAAACACAUAGGCAGCAUUGAUCCAACCUGCAACGUGGCAGAAGUUGUGAGUGAUGCUUAUGACACUGCCAAGAUGCUGUGUGAGAAGUACUACUCAGCUGCUCCCGAGCUCAAGAUCGAGGAAUUCAACAUGAAGGCUCCCAAAAGGCCCAUCCAAGUGGUGUAUGUGCCCUCUCAUCUAUUCCACAUGUUAUUUGAGCUCUUUAAGAACUCCAUGAGAGCAACAGUGGAGCUUUAUGAGAAUAGUAAGGAGGGAUUACCACCGGUAAAGACAAAAGUGACUCUGGGUAAAGAGGACCUCUCAAUAAAGAUCAGCGACCGAGGCGGAGGAGUUCCUCUGAGGAAGAUAGACCGUCUUUUCAACUACAUGUACUCCACUGCCCCGACACCCAGCCUGGAGCCAGGAGCUGUCCCGCUGGCUGGUUUUGGCUAUGGUUUACCAAUUUCCAGGCUGUAUGCCCGAUAUUUCCAGGGGGAUCUGAAACUGUACUCUAUGGAAGGAGUUGGCACGGAUGCUGUCAUCUAUCUGAAGGCUCUGUCCAGUGAGUCCUUUGAGCGUCUGCCUGUCUUCAACAAGUCGGCGUGGCGGCAUUACAAGACGAGCCCCGAGGCGGACGACUGGAGCAACCCCAGCAAAGAGCCACGUGAUGCCAACGUUGCCGACAUGCCGCGGUGGAUGAGCAAGUUGCUCGCAGCUUGGACUUGUUUUCCUAACAGUGCUUCAUCCAGUCAGCCUUGUCUCCCCUUUGUGGAAGUCAUGUGGAAAACACAGGUGAGGGUUUGGAUAAGUCAGCGGAGGAAAAUGUGGUCAAAGGAGCAGAGCCUCCUGGGCACUGAAAUUUCGCAUCAAUCCAUCCACUUUUUUUUUUUGGAACGUGGAUCAUAUUCAGGAACUUUUUUUUUUUUUUUUGUGCACUUUACUAAUCCUACAUGUAUAUUUUAACCUCAUGUAGCUUUCAUAAAAUCACUGCAGACCUCUAUCAGGAACUAAUUAAAUCAGGUCAGAACUUACUAAUAGUAACGCAUUUUUUGGAGCUACUGAAAAAGACCAAACUUAAAUGAGUGAUGGCCCAAACCUGGAUUUAUUAAAAUCGAAUGAUGGGAGAUUUUCACCAGUCUGAACUGACCUUACUUUUCUCAUCUCAUUUAAGUCAGUGUGGAAACUGACUUAUUCACCGUCAGAUCUCAUCACUGCCAAUGCCUUUGUAACCUGCCAGUCUGACUGAUACUCGGCGACAAUCCCGCUGUAGAGGAUGAGCUGUGUUAUAGGUUAGCGGUGGUCCUGUUGUAGACCAGUCACCUAGAAUCCACAUCUUCAUCAAUAUUAUUCUUCCAGUUUGAUUUACUGAAAAGAAGAUCUUCUACUUUUAGUAGUUUACUGUUAAAGACUGUCUCUGUGGUAAGAGUGUUUUAGAAAAUAUUCCUUAAAUAUAUAAAAUGUGUAUGCUGUACAUACAGCCAGUGUGGAGUGAUCAGUGUGUUUUCCACCCUACUGUACAUCCCAGCUUGAAUACUGGAUUUGUAUCCACAAAUGCCUGGAUAAGAGGUGGUCAUGCAGACAUCCACAUACACCAAAAAAAGUUUCUUAUAAUGUGAUUCUGCAUGAAAUGAACUUCAGAUACCAACUGUCAAACAUUACAAUUAAAGAGAAUUGCUGUUGUGUGUAA
Messenger RNA from Archocentrus centrarchus (flier cichlid), 2411 nucleotides. RefSeq names its product pyruvate dehydrogenase kinase, isozyme 3a (gene pdk3a). Gene Ontology annotation, cellular component: mitochondrion. Bases 206 to 1687 code for a protein of 493 amino acids. The record is from RefSeq and is a predicted model, not a curated record. The transcript is spliced from 13 exons. Gene Ontology annotation, biological process: protein phosphorylation; regulation of glucose metabolic process. NCBI's taxonomy places the organism in Eukaryota, Metazoa, Chordata, Actinopteri, Cichliformes, Cichlidae. Gene Ontology annotation, molecular function: pyruvate dehydrogenase (acetyl-transferring) kinase activity.